UGUUGUGAUCAUACAAUAAGGUUGUGAUAGGCCGUUGGUGAUUUUGGCCUUUUCAUUGGCCUGUGCCAUGUCGUAAGCGCAAGUCAUUUGACUGCGCAGGGACAUGAAAACGUGCGCAUGUGCAACGUGUCGGUGUACGGAGAUAUCGGACUAACACUACUAACCGUCCUGUAACUGUCUUGAAAUACUAAAAUAUUUAUUAUCAUUGACCUGCCAGGUUAGUAUAUUCCAUUGCAUGGAAUGUCAGUAAUAAAACGCAUGUGUCAUCGUUGCCUAUUGACGUAGAGCUAAUGUUACUGAGAGUUAAUCGCAAGUAAGUGUAACCUCGAAAUGUGGGUAUUCGGAUAUGGGUCUUUGAUUUGGAAAGUUGACUUUCCUUUCGAAGAGAAACGUAUUGGUUUCAUCAGAGGAUUUAGUCGCAGGUUUUGGCAAGGGAGCACCGAUCAUCGAGGUGUCCCAGGGAAGCCAGGCCGGGUGGUGACACUAAUAGAAGACCCUGAGGGCUGUGUCUGGGGUGUUGCUUACAAACUUCCCUCAGGCAAGGAGCAGGAGGUUAAGGAGUACCUAGACUACAGGGAGAAAGGAGGGUACCAAGUGAUACCGGUGACGUUCCAUCCCAAAGAACUGGGUAAGGAGCCCAUGCAGGAGACCCUACUGUACAUCGGCUCCUGCGACAACCCGGACUACCUGGGUCCUGCCCCUCUUGAAAUGAUCGCGAAGCAGAUAUCGACCUCAGUGGGGCCCAGCGGUCGAAAUACCGAAUACCUGUUCGAGCUGGCCGACGCUCUUCGACAACUAGUACCGGAGGACCCGGACGAGCACUUGUUCUCCCUGGAGCGACGUGUUCGAGAGUUGCUGGACGAGACAAUUAAGUGACAUUGAUACCCGAAAGCAAAGCCGUCUCAUUAUAUGAACCCUCAGGACACAAAAGUAAUGAAUGUCUACAAGCUGUAGGUUCUACAGCUGCCGGCGUCACUUGUUUUUUCUUAGAGUAGUACGUUCAAUAAGUUUUAAGUUAUAUUUUGACUCCAUAUUCGGUAUCAAUGACGCCAAACCCUUCUCCUGGAGAGCCAUCUUAUCAGCAACAAACCUCACACAUCUGGUUGUUUCAGAUGCGACUGGAGGGCUUGAGUAGCUGCAUCAACUUUUGGCAAUUACAAGAAAAUGUUCAAUUUAUGUUUAUGACAUUCAUAACUUGAAUAUAUUGGCAUAUUACAUUUAUGUGUAAUGAACAUAAAUAUCAAAUUGUGCCAUGGGGAGAAUGCAGACUCAUGUGCCGAAAUUUGACAAAGUAGACAUUUGGAUGGAAUCCUGAAUUUAAUCAUAAAAAAAUAGCUUAAUACCCUAUUUAUAAACAGGUUUAUUUGAAACCAGACACAAAUCUUCAGUCUACAGGAGACAGGGUGCAUAUGAGGUCUCGCUGCUACAACCUCAAAGCAGUGUCGAGAGAUGUUUUGACAUCACAGAAAAAGACAAAAUGCAAAGUUUUGCAUUUGAUUUAGCACUGGUCAUAAAUACCAGACAGAACUGUAAGAAUAUGACUUCUGGAACAAGGUCACCAUUCAAGCAGCACUGCUUACCAGUCAACCGCCUGGAUGGUGAUGGAGACAGCAGCUGUGAAUAUUCCAGGAGGACUCCAUCAUUGACGGCAGAAACAGGUCCAAAUUCUGCCCCUUUGAGUUAGGCUUCAAGAACCUAUAUAAUAUCUAUAAAAACUGUAUUUUCUGAAUGGUAAAAAGAGUAAGCAGGGGUCAAAAUCUAGUGUCACAAUUUUCGCAAGCUUGCAGAGACCUCUGUAAGAGCAUAAUUUUAUGCCGUUGAUUUACAUACAGCACUUUGGAUGCCAUUUUAGAGUAACUCUAAAAUCUAAAAAAAAAAAAUCUUAAACUACUAAAUAUCACUGUGCAAUGCAGCAAAUCAGUUCUAUAAUUGUAUGGAUUCUGUCAUGGAUGUGUCUCGUGUAAUUUCCCCUAAUACAUGUGAUUUCUAUUUGUGACCCUUUUUUUUUUUUCCAACUAUAAAAAUGUAUAAGUUUUCAUCUGUUGGGUGAGGUACUCUUCUACUCAGGUCAUUCUGAUGUCCAAAACACGUCCAAAUUGAACAAGCCAUCCUUUCCUCAACCAAGCUGCUUUAACAGAUGUUCUGCUUGUCAACCACUUGGUGUAUGUUCAGCCUGAACAUCAAUACCAUGAUUCAUGUCACUACAUUCAUUGUUACACUGUUGUAUCCCCCUCAAUAAUAGCACGUCCAGUUUCACUCUGAA
Clupea harengus (Atlantic herring) is the source of this 2263-nucleotide messenger RNA. It is a transcript of the gene chac2, whose product is annotated as ChaC glutathione specific gamma-glutamylcyclotransferase 2. NCBI's taxonomy places the organism in Eukaryota, Metazoa, Chordata, Actinopteri, Clupeiformes, Clupeidae. The record is from RefSeq and is a predicted model, not a curated record. Gene Ontology annotation, molecular function: glutathione specific gamma-glutamylcyclotransferase activity. Gene Ontology annotation, biological process: glutathione catabolic process. Gene Ontology annotation, cellular component: cytoplasm.